UAGGGGGCGUGGCGCCCGGCGCAGCUUGAUGACGACAUUAGGCGCCGAGUGGCUGAAUGGCGGCUCCCUUCUCUGAGAAGCUCGAGAGUUGUGCUAUCAGCACGGCAGUGGUUCCCUAAGGCAGCCAUUUCUUGCUUGCCCUGGGCGGCUGCUAUGACGUCCCCUCACCUACAACAGCCUAGUUUUCUCCUGGCUAGCCUGAAAGCUGACUCUAUAAAUAAGCCCUUUGCACAGCGCUGCCAAGAUUUGGUGAAAGUCAUUGAGGAUUUCCCAGCCAAGGAAUUGCACGCCAUCUUCCCAUGGCUGGUGGAAAGCAUCUUUGGCAGCCUGGAUGGUGUCCUUGUUGGUUGGAAUCUCCGAUGCCUACAGGGACGUGUGAACCCUGUAGAGUACAGCAUAGCAAUGGAGUUCCUAGACCCAAGUGGCCCAAUGAUGAAGUUGGUUUAUAAGCUUCAAGCUGAAGACUAUAACUUUGACUUUCCUGUCUCCUGUCUUCCUGGCCCCGUGAGGGCAUCCAUUCAAGAGAAUGCCCUCCCUGACAGCCCUCUGUACCACAACAAGGUCCAGUUUCCCCAGAGCGGAGGCCUUGGCCUACACCUGGCUCUCAAUCCAUUUGAGUACUACAUGUUCUACUUUGCUUUGAGCCUCAUCUCUCAAAAGCCAAUGCCUAUGUCCCUCCAUGUUCGUACUUCGGACUGUGCCUAUUUCAUCCUGGUGGAUAGGUACCUGUCGUGGUUCCUGCCCACUGAAGGCAGUGUGCCUCCACCACUCUGCUCCAGUCCAGGAGGCUCCAGCCCUUCCCCUGCUCCCAGAACACCAGCCAUGCCCUUCGCCUCCUAUGGCCUCCACACUAGCCUCUUGAAGCGACACAUCUCUCAUCAGACAUCUGUGAAUGCAGACCCUGCGUCCCAUGAGAUCUGGCGGUCAGAAACUCUCCUCCAGGUUUUUGUGGAAAUGUGGCUUCAUCAUUACUCCCUGGAAAUGUAUCAAAAAAUGCAGUCGCCUCACGCCAAGUUGGAGGUCCUACACUACCGACUCACUGUCUCCAGCGCCCUCCACAGCCCUGCCCAGCCCAGCCUCCAGGCCCUCCACGCCUACCAAGAGUCCUUCACGCCUACUGAAGAGCACGUGCUGGUGGUGCGCCUGCUGCUGAAGCACCUGCAUGCCUUUGCCAACAGCCUGAAGCCAGAUCAGGCUUCGCCAGGGGCACACUCCCAUGCCACCAGUCCCCUGGAGGAAUUCAAACGGGCUGCAGUGCCUCGGUUUGUCCAACAGAAGCUGUAUGUCUUCCUGCAGCACUGUUUUGGCCACUGGCCUCUGGAUGCAUCCUUCAGAGCUGUCCUGGAGAUGUGGCUGAGCUACCUGCAGCCCUGGAGAUAUGCCCCCGAGAAACAGGCCCAGGGCAGCGAUUCCCAGCCACGGUGUGUGUCGGAGAAGUGGGCUCCCUUCAUCCAGGAAAACCUGCUGAUGUACACCAAGCUGUUUGUAAGCUUCCUGAACCGUGCCCUGCGCACGGACCUCGUCAGCCCCAAGAAUGCACUCAUGGUCUUCCGAGUGGCUAAGGUCUUUGCCCAGCCCAGCCUGACUGAGAUGCUCCAGAAAGGUGAGCAGCUGUUUCUGGAGCCAGAGCUCAUCAUUCCCCACCGCCACCACCACCGCUUCUUCACAGUCCCCAGCAGCUUCCUGUCACCGUGGCCGCCUGUUGUGACAGACGCCUCCUUUAAGGUGAAGAGCCACGUCUACAGCCUGGAGGGCCAAGACUGCAGAUAUACCCCAAUGUUUGGUCCUGAAGUCCGAACCCUGGUCUUGCGCCUUGCUCAGCUCAUCACACAGGCCAAGCAGACUGCCAAGUCCAUCUCUGACCAGUGUGUGGAGAGCCAGGCUGGCUACUCCUUCCUGUCAUGGUUGGGCUUCGGCCCCACAGACACAAGUAGCUGCUACCCAGCCAAUGACCUGGAUGAAAUGUGUCAGGACAGCAUCCGCAAGACAGACGAAUACCUAGAGAAGGCCCUGGAGUACCUGCGCCAGAUAUUCCGGCUCAGCGAAGCCCAGCUGGCCCAGCUCACGCUUGCUCUGGGGAGUGCUCGGGACGAGAGCGGGAAGCAGCAGCUCCCAGAUUGCAUUGUGGGGGAAGAAGGGCUCAUCCUUACACCCUUGGGCCGCUACCAGAUCAUUAAUGGUCUGAGAAGGUUCGAGAUUGAGUACCAGGGGGACUUAGAGCUGCAGCCCAUCCGGAGCUACGAGAUCACCAGUCUGGUCCGUGCACUCUUCCGGCUGUCCUCUGCCAUCAACCGCAGAUUUGCAGGCCAGAUGGCAGCUCUGUGCUCCCGGAAUGACUUCCUUGGCAGCUUCUGUCGCUACCACCUCACUGAGCCUGGCUUGAGCAAUAGACACCUGCUGAGCCCUGUCGGGCGGAGGCAGGUCACCAGUCCUGCUCGGGGCCCCAGGCUCAGCCUCCGUUUCCUGGGCAGUUACCGGACACUUCUCCUGCUCCUGAUGGCCUUCUUUGUGGCUUCUCUGUUCUGCAUUGGGCCCCUGCCCUGCUCCUUGCUCCUGGUCCUUGGCUACGUCCUCUAUGCCAUAGCUAUGACACUGCUCACUGAGCGGGGGAAGCUGCACCAGCUCUGAGCUGUGGCCUUCCUCCUGAGCAGACGUGGCCGGAUGCUUAGAAGCCAGGGGUGGAGGGGUAGGUCAUCUUCAGAACUCUUGGGAGUGGUUUCCCUGUAAUGGUGGAGUUAUCCAAAAGAACACAGAGUUGGAAGGGAGAGUGAUCCAGGCAGGCCUGACACAGAAGGGGCAGCAUCAGAAAGUUCAUGAGCUGUUGUGUAAGACAGUACUGGCCAUGGCUUGUGGGCCAUGGACCUUUAGUCCAAGGGCCCACAAGCAACUGAGCUAGUAUUGAAGGACAUUGUGACCAUUUCAAGAUUCUGCUGUACAGAGCUAAGGAACUAGUGUGCCUACAGCAGGCGUUACUUCUAGGCUCUGUGGGAGCUGAUCCUGUGCAGGUCUCUGAGGUGUGCAGAAUGGGUUGUCCUGUUUUCUCUCCAGGGUACGAAAUACCAGGGCAGCAGCUCAGUACAACUCCAGAGAAGCAAAGCUUUUAAGAGACUGAGCUUGGGGGAGGAGCUGCCCCCCCCCCCUCUGUGGACACAAAACACAGCAGCAUUGGUUCUACCUGUAAAACUAAGGAAUUUAAGGGAACUCACAUUUGUAGCAACACCUGUUUGAAAAAAAACCACCUUGACAUCAAAGCUAAGACCCCAAAGGGCUCAAAUUCACCCUGCAGGUGAUGCUGGUAACAAUACCAUCUCCAUGGUGUUGUUGAAACAGCCCUUUGUUUGGGUGUCUAUAGCUGUUUUUAAAGAAAAAAAACAAACUGUUUUUCUUCAAGCUUAUCACUGGGCUUUGUAUUUCAAUGUAACUUCAGAAUACAUCAUGGGACCCAUGACCAAAAGUCAGCUCAAAACACAACUGGAUCCGAAUAAACAAUUCUUGCUUCA
Messenger RNA from Apodemus sylvaticus (European woodmouse), 3500 nucleotides. It is a transcript of the gene Smpd4, whose product is annotated as sphingomyelin phosphodiesterase 4. Gene Ontology annotation, biological process: glycerophospholipid catabolic process; ceramide biosynthetic process; sphingomyelin catabolic process. The transcript is spliced from 20 exons. NCBI's taxonomy places the organism in Eukaryota, Metazoa, Chordata, Mammalia, Rodentia, Muridae. The record is from RefSeq and is a predicted model, not a curated record. Gene Ontology annotation, molecular function: sphingomyelin phosphodiesterase D activity. Bases 154 to 2628 code for a protein of 824 amino acids.